CCGCAGACGCAGCGUCUGCAGGAGGAGGCUGCAGUCAGGACUCCCGUCACUGCAGACGCUGCAGCCUUUGUCUGCUCUCGGAAACAGCUUUACAUUUGAUUUAUAGCACGUCCAAAAGAGUUUUAGUGUUGGCAAACAUUAGACCAUGUCACGUUUGACCAAAAAACGACAGUUUUGAUCUUCAUCCUUACUUCCACCUCUAAAGAAAUGCUGUGUUUAGGAGAGUCAAUGGACUUCCUCCGGGACCACAUGCAGUCCAUGGUGAGGUCCUUGCAGGACUUGAAGGAGAUAAGCAGACCAAGGCCGCUCAGCGACCCCUGUGUGCGCCCUUUCCCCGCCACGCAGCUCUGCAAACGGCAGGCGCAGCCGGAGCAGCUCACCCGCCUGCGUUUUUCCGACGCCAGCGAAUCCAACACAUACGACUCCGCCUGCUGUCUGGCAGAGGAGCAGGAGCAGCAGGAGCACGAGCGGUCGGCACAAGGCUCCCCCAGCAGCGAGCAGAGUGUGGACGUCGACUCGGGUUACUCAGAGGCUUCCUGGCAGGAUGAAGCUGUGGUGCUGAGAAGGACCAGGAACAUGCGGGUCUCCGCCUCGGCUUGCGUCCGCACAAACAGAGGACCGUCUUGUCGGGUCCGGCCAAAGUCAACCUCUGAUGCUUGCUUGGAACGUUGGACUUCAUUUGAAGCCAGUGAUCUGGAAGACUGGACCACAUCGCUGCUUAGCCGCAGCAGGACUCGGCAACCCUUAGUUCUGGGGGACAACAGUUUUGCUGACUUAAUAAAGAACUGGAUGGACUUGCCGGACUGCCCCGAGCCGGCAGAACUAAAGCCCAGCGCAGGCCGGCGUCUCGCCAAAGACAUUUUGGGCAACAUGAGGAGGAGGCUGGCAGGGAAAGCCAAAGGCGUGGAGCUCCGGCGGAGGCCGGCAGACUUCAGGAGGCUGGACAGGGAUGCAGAGGCUCUCCAACGCAUGUCCUGUCCUGUUGAAGCUCUCACCCCAGUCUGUCCCCAGACUCACGAGGGGGACUCCGACUUCUACCAGUUCACUGCUCUGAUGAAGACUGGCAGUCGACAACCCAUCAUAUGCAAUGACAUUAUCGGAUACAUCUGAGAGCUGACAGCCCCCCCAGACUGACUGUUGUACUAAAAUCUCAUCAGCUUUCACUCUGUGUGGUGUUUCACUGCAGCAAUGAUUGUAAAUGUUCUGCCUUCUGCCAAAGUUUGCUCUGGGAUCAAUCAUUCGGUUAAAAAAAAAUCCCAAAUACGUUACAGUCUUUUCCUGUCUGUCAAGUUGUUUACUUGCAAGAAAAUAUUCUUAUUGUUUACAGAUUUCAUCAUAAUUUUCAAAUAAAAAGACGUUAAAAAA
Molecule: messenger RNA, 1365 nt
Organism: Oryzias latipes (Japanese medaka)
Lineage: Eukaryota; Metazoa; Chordata; Actinopteri; Beloniformes; Adrianichthyidae
Product: PAK4-inhibitor inka2
Cellular component (GO): nucleus
Molecular function (GO): protein serine/threonine kinase inhibitor activity; protein kinase binding
Source: RefSeq, a predicted model, not a curated record